This is a messenger RNA of Dentiscutata erythropus, 989 nucleotides long. NCBI's taxonomy places the organism in Eukaryota, Fungi, Glomeromycota, Glomeromycetes, Diversisporales, Gigasporaceae. The record is from the annotation of a GenBank genome assembly.
UCAAGACACAUACCAGAACUUGAACUUACAGCGAUACAGCUUCGUCACGAAGCUACUGGCGCAGAACAUUUACAUAUUGCUCGUGAUGAUGAUAAUAAUGUCUUUGGUGUGGGGUUCUCAACACCACCUAUGAAUAGUAGUGGGACUCCGCAUAUUUUGGAGCAUACCACGUUAUGUGGCAGUAAAAAAUUUCCUGUACGAGAUCCUUUUUUUAAAAUGUUAAAUCGUAGCUUGGCAAAUUUCAUGAAUGCUUUUACAGCAAAUGAUUAUACAAUAUAUCCAUUUUCUACAACUCACCUAUUGGAUUAUGAAAAUUUGAGAGAUGUUUAUAUGGAUGCAACCUUUCAUCCUCAUUUAAGAGAACUAGAUUUUAAGCAAGAGGGAUGGCGACUUGAGCAUCAAAUUCCUCACGAUAAGACAACACCUUUACAAUUUAAAGGUGUUGUAUAUAAUGAGAUGAAAGGACAGAUGUCAGACGCAGGAUACUUGUAUUAUUCCCAAGUUCAACAAUCUAUGUAUCCAGGAACAGCUUAUGGAUAUAAUAGUGGUGGUGAACCAAAGAACAUCACAGAUUUAACGCAUCAAGAACUUUUAGAUUUUCAUAAAUCCCAUUAUCAUCCAAGCAAUGCAAAAUUUUAUACAUAUGGCAACUUUUCAUUGGAAAAUCAUUUGAUUGCUAUUAACAAUAAAAUUAAAGAUUUUACAAAAUUGGUUCCUGAUAAAGGAAUUAAAAUAGUUAAAUCAUUUGAUAAACCUCAAAGAAUAGUUUUUCAAGGACCUAUUGAUCCAAUGAAUAAUCCCGAAAAACAGACAAAAAUGUCUAUUUCUUUUCUUACAAAUGAUAUAACAGAUGUUGUUGAAACUUUUGCUUUGAGAUUAUUUGCAUAUCUUCUUUUAGAUGGUCAUGCAUCACCGAUGUAUAAAGCUUUAAUUGACACAAACAUAGGAUCGGAUUUUUCAGAAAAUACUGGAUAUGAUUCAUCUACAAG